AUGAAACACUUCUUCGCGCUGCCGGCCCUGCUGCGAUGCUCAGCUCUCCUGAGGCUGGCAGCGGCGUCGCAACACACCUUCAGUGUCCAGGAUGACAUGCUGGCGUUCCCUCAGUAUGAGGUGAAAUUUGUGGAUGAUUGGACAUCAGAAGAAGAGGCGCACUCGAAGUUGCUGAGCAACGAGAAGCUGCAUCUACAGCACCAGAACGAUGGCGACGGGUUGCGAGAUGCGCCGCCUUCACAGGUCGAACAAUACAAACGGCAGCGUGGAUCUGCGGGGACUGGCGACAAGCAGGGAGACGAUCAAGCAGACUAUGAGCAUAUGGUAUUAGACGGUCAGCCGUGGCUGUGUCGCAUACCGAAGGUCAAGAAGCCGGAAGACACAGUGGGAGUGAACGACACGCUCACCAAAGCGGAGGAAGAGCGAGAACUGGCGCGGGCGACAGAUCGCGGAUGGGAGCUGCUCUCGGGCAUGCAGGGCAAUUGCGUCUUCUUCAUCAGUGGGUGGUGGAGCUACCAAUUCUGCUAUAAUCAACAUGUGAGACAAUUCCACCAGCUGCCGCCGGGUAGAAGUGUGCCGGUCUACCCACCUCUGGAAGAUCCAGGCGUGCCAGGCUUCACCUUGGGAACGUACGAGAAGAGAUUCGAGGACGACGAUGCUGCAAAAGGCGAGGCUUGGGAUGGCGAGGGAGCGUUGCAGAUGAGUGAUGGCUCGAAGCGGAAACGGAGCGGGCACGGCGAGCUUGUGCAGCGGGGAGAGAGCAGGUACUUGGUUCAGAGGCUGGGUGGAGGCACAGUCUGCGAUCUGACCGGAAAGGAGAGGAAGGUCGAGGUCCAGGUGAGCGGACACAAUCAUGUCUCGUUCUUCAUGAAAGCAUACUGACACUGUCGAAGUUUCACUGCAACCAGCAGACUGCCGAUCGCAUAUCCCUGAUCAAGGAGACCAGCACAUGUGCCUAUCUCAUGGUCAUUCAGACGCCGCGGCUCUGCUCUGACGUGGCAUUCCUUCCACCUCAGAAGGAUCAGCCUAAUGGUAUUGAAUGCUCACCGGUUCUUCGCGAGGACGAAGUGGAGGAAUAUGAGCGCGAUCUCAGUGCCGUAAAAGCGGCUGAACGCGAGGCCAACAUCUGGGAAGCAACAGCCGAGGCAGCCGCCGCACUGGGUGCUGGCCCAGCUCUUGAGCCUCUGGACCUGCCCGUCGGGGACAUCUACAUUGGCGAGCAUCGACUCGUGCCGGAGGGUAAGAAGAUUGAAAAAUCCGCCAUUGUGGGCGGAGGCAAGGAAACAUACAUCGAUACAGUUGCCACCUCUGACGGAAAGGCUCUGAGCAAAGCGGAUCUUGAGAAACUCGGAGUCAGUGACACCAAACCCAUCGAGAAGCUCAAGAAAGAGCUCGAGAAGAUUGCUCAAGGACAGGCUUGGAAACUGGAUGUCAUCGACACGCCGCGCGGCCGAGAGUACCGAGGCAUCAUUGGCGAUGAUGAGGAAGAGGAAGAAGAAGAAGAUGGGGCUCAGGAAGACAGCAAGCUGAAGAAAGAGAGCAAGAGAGAGACUACCAAGGAAGGUAAGACGGACGAGAACAAAGCUGCAAAAGAGCAGAAGAACGAAGGCAGCGAGGAGGAAUACUACAAGGAAGAACUAUAG
Lecanosticta acicola is the source of this 1643-nucleotide messenger RNA. NCBI's taxonomy places the organism in Eukaryota, Fungi, Ascomycota, Dothideomycetes, Mycosphaerellales, Mycosphaerellaceae. The record is from the annotation of a GenBank genome assembly.